CUGACUGAGGAGAGAGACCAGCCGGAGCAAAACACUGACUGCUGCUGCCACGGGUUAAGUCAUGGCUGCGGAGAUUCACUCGAGGCCCCAGACCGCCAGACCGGUUCUCCUCAACAAGAUCGAGGGCCACUCGGACGCCGUCAACGCAGCCGUUCUGAUCCCGAAGGAGGAUGGAGUGAUCACGGUCAGCGAGGACAGAACGAUUCGGGUAUGGCUGAAGAGAGACAGCGGUCAAUACUGGCCAAGUAUCUACCACACAGUCUCCUCUCCAUGCUCUUGCAUGUCAUACCACCAUGACAGCAGACGCAUCUUCAUAGGCCAGGACAAUGGAGCUGUUGUGGAGUUUCUCAUCUCUGAAGAUUUCAACAAGAUGAGCCAUGUCAAAACGUAUCCAGCCCACCAGAGCCGUGUGUCGGAUAUGGUGUUCUCCCUGGAGAGUGAGUGGGUGGUGAGCACUGGUCAUGACAAGAGUGUGAGCUGGAUGUGCACCCAGAGUGGGAGCAUGCUGGGCCGACACUACUUCACCGCCUGGGCCUCCUGCCUACAAUACGAUCACGAGACGCAGCACACCUUUGUCGGCGAUUACUCAGGACAGAUCACGCUUUUGAAACUGGAGAAGCAGACGUAUACUAUAAUCACAACGCUGAAGGGUCAUGAAGGAAGUGUAGGAGCUCUUUGGUGGGACCCUGUCCAGAGGCUGCUGUUCUCAGGUGCCUCCGACCACAGCAUCAUCAUGUGGGACAUUGGGGGCCGCAAAGGACGGACGCUAUUGUUGCAGGGCCACCACGAACGAGUCCAGGCGCUGCGCUACCUCCAGCUGACGAGGCAGUUGAUGUCGUGCUCGGCCGACGGAGGCAUGGCAGUGUGGAACAUGGACACAAAGAGAGAAGAGGCGCCUCAGUGGUUGGACAGCGACUCGUGUCAGAAGUGUGAGCAGCCUUUCUUCUGGAACAUCAAGCAGAUGUGGGACACUAAGACUAUGGGGCUCAGACAGCACCACUGCAGGAAGUGCGGCAAAGCUGUGUGUGGAAAAUGCAGCACCAAACGCUCCACGUUUCCAAUCAUGGGCUUUGAAUUCCCUGUGCGGGUGUGUGACGCCUGCUUUGACACCAUCAAAGAGGAAGAUCGAACAGCAUUGGCCUCGUUCCACGAAGGGAAGCACAACAUCGCUCGCAUGGACAUGGACCCAUCCAGAGGCCUGAUGGUCACUUGUGGAAGCGACCGCAUUGUUAAGAUCUGGGAUAUGACGCAGGUGGUUGGCUGUAGCUUAGCAACAGGCUUCUCUCCACGCUGAUUGACCCAGCCCACAACAUGCUUCCCCCCCCUCGCGCUGCGGCCACUCUUCCAGUUUCAUUUAAACCCCUCUGUAAACCACAUCUCCCCGUCGCACCUGGGAUCUUCAGCUACAUCCUGGCCUGCUUUGGGUGAAUGUUCCAGUGUGUGUGUGUGUGUUUGCAUGUAUGUAUGUAUGUGUGUGUGUGAGAGUAUGUUUGUGUGUGUGUGUGUGUGUGUGUGUGUUUGUGUUGUAGCCCUCCACAUUCCUUUUGCUUCACAUCAAGGAAUCUUUAAUUUCACUGUCAGUGUGUGACUGACGUUUUACUUUUUGUGCUAAUCUGAAACAGAACCCUAAGCACAAUGGUGUGUGUGAGUGCUUGUAUUGUAAUCGUUUCUCUAAUGGGAGAGACAGAAUUGAUAUUGGUGUUUACAUUCAAUAUAUCUUUUGACAAAGGUCAUUUUUUAUUACCCUUGCACUGUAAAAUCGCAGGCCAGCCCUUCCUGUAAAAACACACUACCUUCUCUUCCUUAAUGUAAUGGCCCACUAACUGCAUUUACUCCGUUUAACAUGUACAAAAAAAAACAAAUCAUUUGUAUAUAGCUCUACAUUGUGUACAGUAGAUAGUUGCUUGAAAUGACUCUCACUGAUCAAAGUGAUCAGCUUUUUCUGUCUCUUUCUUCCUCUAUGGUUUCUUUCACUAGCUGGCCUUAAAUCUCUCUCAGGAGGUUUUACAUCAGUAGGUUGUCACUGGGCGGGGGGGCUCUUCAUGUUAGUCGUCACUGUUGUGUGAUUGUGAGACGCAUCAGGCGUGAAAAGAGGCAUCUUAUUAGAGGCAUCUUAUUCGACGACGGGAAUCUCCUGAUUAACAAAAAGAUGCUGCGGCAGGAAGUUGAUACAAUCGUCAGAUGCUUGCAUGGCAGCACCGAUCCAGCCUCCACCUUAUUAUCUUGUGUGAGCCAGGGAGAGAAAAAUUUGAAUAUGUUGCUAAACAUGAGCUCCAGAGGAUAUUUAUUUGCACUAUUGGGUCGAGACCUUCUCCGCAGUUUUCCUUUGACAAAUGAACAAUGCAGCAGGAGAUUCUCCACCUAGACGAGUUCACAACACAGAAAAGUUGGAGGUGGUGCAGCAGACAGAGGCGCGAUCUAAAGUAUCUGCUGUUGAGAUCACGUUUGAAUCCUGUGGAGGAUCUCUUGCUGUGUUCCCAUAUUAGCUCAGUUUUUACCGAGGGGCUGACACGAGAAACUUCUUAUUCGUUCUAACAGACAGCCCCUCUGGGUAAUGUUCAUCGAUUACCCAGAGUUCAGUGCAUUGAAGACUUCCUGUCACAGCCAUCCAGGAGUGUAUCAGUGGGAAUACAAUUCGAGAUUUGAUUUGGUGUUUGACUUGUGACAAUUUCACCUUUGUGUUUUAAAUUUUAUUUAGAGGUAAUAAAUAAAAAAAAUAUAUAUAGCACAGCAUUACCCUCUCAGAAAACUUAUGUAGGUAGAUACCAAACAAAGCACUCAUGGUGUCAAUUCUCGAAUGCCUCGUGAGAAUAAUUUUUCAUCUGUAAUUUGAAAAAUAUAAAUAUUAAUAAAGUUUCUUUGGUGUAAAUUGAAUUUCCCUCCUCCAUAAAGGCGCAUGGUAACUGGGCAGUCGCCCAACUCACCUGAAUGGACUCCCUUUCUUAAAAAGCCUUAAUGAGACAAGGACACAUACAACGUUUAGAGGUUUGUCACUCAGUGCUCAGUGCUUCUGAAUAUGUCCUUUGCUUUUCAUCUCUGCCUGUUGCGAGCUCCCCCCCACCAACACCACACACGCAUCUGUUAUCAAGGAUUUCUCAUAACACCCUCACCAGAGCACUUAAUUGCACAACUCGGUUGUCUUUUGUCUUUGAAUCAAACGGAACCUUUUUGUCCGAUGUAGCGUCCUUGUAAAUAGCGGCUAAUAUCGUCUAAUGAUAGACUGAUGCUUGCCUUAUUGCUAGUGAGGAAAAAUUAGCAUUAAUAUGUUGGGAUUUCUGAUUUCAAAACUGCAGUCACAUUCCAGUUCUUUGUUCAUGUAGUGUAUAUAUUUAUAUUUGUAGUAAAGUAUCUAUUAUCACUC
Molecule: messenger RNA, 3361 nt
Organism: Platichthys flesus (European flounder)
Lineage: Eukaryota; Metazoa; Chordata; Actinopteri; Pleuronectiformes; Pleuronectidae
Gene: wdfy1
Product: WD repeat and FYVE domain containing 1
Exons: 12
Coding region: 62-1294 (410 amino acids)
Molecular function (GO): protein binding; metal ion binding
Source: RefSeq, a predicted model, not a curated record